AUGAGCGGCAUCAAAUCCCCUGCGUGCAAUGCGAACGCUGACGAGUUGCCGGCAGCUAUCGCUGAGGCGUACAGGACAUCUGUGGACAGUGCAACGAACGGUAUGCCACUAUCAUAUGGAAGAAAACCAAAACGUUUCCGAAGAACGUUCCAACUUAAGUACUCCGUCGAAUAUCGUUUCGGUGACUUCACUCAGAGAGUGUGCGGGAACUCCUUCUUCGAUGGUCUCUUCCCCUGCGUUAUCUGCGCACUCAGCAGCGAGAACAAUGAUAUAGCAGCAGAAGAACUGCUCCAUUAUCAAAGCACGUCACAAAGUCGAGCACCGACUCGUCCAUGGUUGCUGCAAGCUGUUAUGCGCACAGUAGCUCAAUCGGACGAGAUCUCACUCGAGCAGUUAGGGGAAGCCAUGUCGCACUUUGACAUCGGUGAAGAAUACAAUGUCUGUACCUUCUAA
Ostertagia ostertagi is the source of this 453-nucleotide messenger RNA. Lineage: Eukaryota; Metazoa; Nematoda; Chromadorea; Rhabditida; Trichostrongylidae. The record is from the annotation of a GenBank genome assembly.